AUGAGGGCCAGCGACACUCGUGGCUUGAGCAGCCCAUGCUCUACUGAUGGGAUAACUUCUCCCAACGGAUCUCCAGAUACCAGAAUCACGGCCUUUUCACCCGACGAUGUACGAUCAAAACCUCGGCCUGAGUCCAGCGCCAGUGGCCCGUUGAACGACUCGGGGCUUCGAAAGAUCUAUUCGGUGAACACUUCUGACCCGUUUCUGGUGUCAACAAGCUCCUCUAACAGGAUUCAACUUUCUCCAACGGCUGCAAGCUUUACGCCGACGGCGGUCUCAGACACGGCGGACCUUGAUAGCCAGCCUCGAUUCGUCGCAAGUGCAUUCAUGUCUGGUGCUGAAAACACUCGCGCGAGUUUCAUUGAGCAGACCGUGUCUGAUCACGAGGCCUUUAGCCCUGUCCAGAGUAACAGGAAGAAUAACUCAAUGGGCGUUGUUCUCGAUAGAUUUGAUGCCGAAAGAUGUAGUCGGGCUCUGGUCAUAGAGAAUGUUUCCGCAAACCUUACUUAUAUGGCACUCGCUGGGUUCUUCAAUCGCCGUGAAUUCACAACGCUGAAGGGACCUGUUCUCACAGAGCUUAGUUCCUUGGGCAAAGUAUACGUCGCAUUCACAGACAGUCGUGAGGCAAAGAAAGCUUUAGAGAAGAUAUACCUUCUCCGACCAGAAUGGCGUGUGUUUCCUCUUACAGCCAGGGAAUACGUGCAGCGGUUGGAGCCGUCUCUUCUCUCUCAAACCUCAGACUAUGAAGGCCAGUUGCUCAUAACAGUUUACUAUGAUAGCCGAAACCCCAGCUUGAAUCAGCAAAGUGUGGCCCGCUCUCUGGAGACGCUCACGGAGACAUUUGGCGAUAUCAAAACCUUCCAGUUGUUACCCAGUGGACAGGAAAACAUGGGGCAGUUUCAUCUUGAGUUUUUUAAUACCCGCGAUGCUGAGAACGUGAUGACUACCCUUAAUAGGACCUCUGUUGAUGAUUGCGUUCUAGAAGUCUCACACUUCAAGCCCGAUACGGAGGAUUCUGCCUUCCUUUCCGCCGUUUCAAGCCCAUCUCCAGGGAAGGAUGAGUUCUCCAGAAGUGAGGUUUCGUCCAACAGAAACGCAUCUUGGACCCCAAGUCGACCAAAUCGAAUCCCUUACAUGGAACUUAGUCCAACUGGGCGCUCUACCGUCCCCCCGGGUGAGCAUGCCGAUCUCAUGGAUUGGAUGUCUAGGGCGGGAGAAAACGUCAUGCCUUCACCCCGGCGUGAGAUGAGCCAGUACUCUGAUCUACGAGUGACCAAUCAAAAUGCUGUAGAUACAGAGCGUAUCCGUCUUGGCCUGGACGUCCGAACUACGAUCAUGCUCCGAAAUAUCCCAAACAAGAUUGACCAGACUAUGCUGAAGACUAUUGUUGACGAGACAAGUCACGGGAACGUCGGCUAUGCUUUCAUCAACUUCGAGGACCCGAUCGACAUUAUCGAUUUUGUUAACGUACGAGCGGGGCGCACCUGGAACUGUUUCAACAGCGAUAAGGUAGCUGAAGUAUCGUAUGCGACGAUACAAGGCAAAGAUUGUCUCGUGCAAAAAUUUCGGAAUAGUUCGGUGAUGUUAGAGCAUCCAUCCUUUCGCCCCAAAAUCUUUCAUACCGGCAGUGGAUCCCUUGCCGGCUCCGAGGAUCGUUUCCCAGGGCCCGACAACCCUUCAAAGAUGCGCCGCAGUAUUGAAAAUGCUGAGCAUGUUGGUUUAUUUGCCCCGCGGGUUGGACAGCAAUACCGUGAUGAGCAGCGGCGCCGUCGUUCACAAUAUGACCGCGGCACUACCGCUGCCGAAAGGGAAAUUGUGUACGUCCGAACUCUUACUCCCAAGUACACUUCUGGUCUGAACAGUGGCCUAAGAAGUGCCCCUUGCACUUACCCUGGUAUGAAAAUAUGGGCCUUCUCAACGGUUGUCGCAGACGUGCAAUUUUCUACAGUCGGCACAGUACUUUUGGCCACGUUGGCUCGUCUUGCAAGAGUAACGGGUAUUGACAAAGAACUGAAUACCAUAUUCCGGGCAGACAAAGCCAGCAAAAGUAGAGCCCUAUCUGUAGGCCCUCGGAAUAACGAGGACCUCGGGGAACUACUUACGCGGAAGCCACACACCCCGCUGCCUAAGAAGCCUGAGUCUGGCAUCAAAGCUUCCGAUAUGGCAAACCUGGGGACUGCCUCGGAUACAGCGAGCGCAGCAAGUGUUGUGCAGUCGAAAAAAGCAAAAAAGCGGAAGAAAAAAGAUGCGAUCGAUGAUCUCUUCAAUGGCUUGCUAUAG
Messenger RNA from Aspergillus affinis, 2280 nucleotides. Its product is annotated as meiosis protein MEI2. Gene Ontology annotation, molecular function: nucleic acid binding. Bases 1 to 2280 code for a protein of 759 amino acids. Lineage: Eukaryota; Fungi; Ascomycota; Eurotiomycetes; Eurotiales; Aspergillaceae. The transcript is spliced from 14 exons. The record is from RefSeq and is a predicted model, not a curated record.